AUGAAACGCGGAUUUCUGAAAACCGCAAAGGCGAAGAAGACGGAGGGUAUCGCGCUCCCGCCAGUCGCAUUGACUCCACCCAGUUUAUGUGUGGCACCCAAGGGAGAUGGCUUUUUCGCUCCACGACCUGUUAUCAAGUUACCUUAUGGGAAGGUUGAGACCAGUAAUGUAGCCUCUCUCGUUGACUUUGUGCAACCUAACAUUGUAACAGCGCGGCCGACGGAGGGCGUUGUUUCUAAGAAGCUUUUCGGUCGCGAAUUCCCCGGAGACACCUUAAAUUACAGCGACAACACGAUGGUCAUCACUACUCUCCCGCGCGUGAAAUCUGGCGCUACACUGGACGAUGAACCUGACAAUUGGACCGAAUGUAUCUUGGCUGGGCCCGUCAAGCAGCGAAUCCUCAGCACCCCAGGAUUUCCGCAGCCCGUAGAGAAAACUGCAGGCGAGAAGGUAAACCAUCGUGUCGGGCCUUCGCCGUUUGGUGGACUUGGGGUGUUCGCCACGCGUCCCCUCCGCACAGGAGACCUCAUUGUCGCCGAGAGGCCUCUUCUGAUCUCGAAGCGCGGUAUAGAAAUGACUCGCUCGAAGGGUCUUACCCAGGCGGAGAUGAUACAGGUUAGUAUGCAAGAGUGGGAGGAACGCCUUGGCGUCGCGUUGAAGAGGAUGACGGAUGAAAACCGGAAAGCAUUCAUGGCCCUGGCGAACAGUCAUACUGAGGACGGGAGUGGGCCGAUUCUAGGAAUCAUUCGCACCAAUGGAUACAAGGUAGAAGGCUUGUACGAUGAUCACGAGAACGACGACGACAGGGCUUAUUCUGCUGUUCUGAAUGUCAUGUCAAGGAUCAACCACAGCUGCUCCCCUAAUACUACGCAUCAUUUCGACAUGGCUUCCCUUUCCUUCCAUCUUCGAGCGAUUCGGGACACCGAAGAAGGAGAAGAGUUGUCCAGCUCAUACUGCAACAUUUUCCAAACCAAGAGCGAGCGUGCUGAGCUGCUAGCACCCUACGGGAUUGUCUGCGCAUGUACCGGAUGUGUCGGAGCAACCAAGGAGACAGAUUUAUUCCGCACGGAGAUCACAAAACGCUUCCAAAAAAUUCAAGCUGACCACCUCGUUUGGACGAAGGAUCACUCUCGCCCGAACCCACUGGCAGCCUCCCUCCAGCUAAUAGAGGAGAUGGAAAAAGAAGGUCUGAGGGCUGCUCCGCUGUUCUUCACGCUGCUGGCGAUAGUUGCGAAUGUCUACUCGGCGGUCGGACACGCAGAUGACGCGAUCAAGUACUUGGAAAAGCUCGACGACUAUUGCAGGGCAUCUACGGGGCGCUCAAUGGAAGAUAACGGUUUGGGCGAAGCUGCCGCUAUUCUAAAAGAACUGAAGUCCGAUUCAAAGUGCUCAAAAUGUCUCGUGUGCAACCCUGUAUAA
This is a messenger RNA of Laccaria bicolor S238N-H82, 1419 nucleotides long. RefSeq lists its product as uncharacterized. Gene Ontology annotation, molecular function: protein binding. The transcript has 3 exons. The record is from RefSeq and is a predicted model, not a curated record. Lineage: Eukaryota; Fungi; Basidiomycota; Agaricomycetes; Agaricales; Hydnangiaceae. The coding region runs from base 1 to 1419 and encodes 472 amino acids.